Messenger RNA from Colletotrichum higginsianum IMI 349063, 435 nucleotides. RefSeq lists its product as uncharacterized. The record is from RefSeq and is a predicted model, not a curated record. NCBI's taxonomy places the organism in Eukaryota, Fungi, Ascomycota, Sordariomycetes, Glomerellales, Glomerellaceae. The coding region runs from base 1 to 435 and encodes 144 amino acids. The transcript has a single exon.
AUGAGGGGCGUCUUGCCGUCCCACCACUGGCUCCAAGCCGAGGGUUGGACCUGGUCAGAGGGCAACUCUCUCUUCAUCGGCCGAGCCACGACGACAUCGAGGCCAAGAUUAGCACCAGCGCCAACACCAGCACCAGCACCAGCAUUACAAGUAGCGUCACGAUUUUUACUUCUUACUCCGACGACGGACCACCAGCAUCCUGGUCCUGGUCCUGGUCCUGGUCCUGGUCCUGGUCCUGGCCCUGGUCCUGGUUCUGGUCAUACCUACGACGAAAUAUGUAGGAUACGGGAGUCGAAGUUCACCACUUUCGCCCUGGCCCGGAGCGUAUCCGACUCUCUGGCGCCCCCGCCAUCCGUCAGCCCAUCUUUCCCAACUCUUGCUCUACCUGUACUCCAAGCAACGGUACCUUACAGAAUCCAUCCCAUGGGAGAAUAA